Sphaeroforma arctica JP610 is the source of this 286-nucleotide messenger RNA. RefSeq lists its product as hypothetical. Gene Ontology annotation, biological process: magnesium ion homeostasis. The record is from RefSeq and is a predicted model, not a curated record. The coding region runs from base 1 to 231 and encodes 76 amino acids. The transcript has a single exon. Lineage: Eukaryota; Ichthyosporea; Ichthyophonida.
AUGAACAAGAUCCGUGAGAUCUACUCCAUGGGCCACAGUCGCAUUCCUGUAUAUCGGGACAAUAUUCAGGACAUUACGGGAUGUAUGAUGAUCAAAGAUCUCUCUCUACUAGACCCCGAUGACGCAACACCUCUCUCACAGGUGGAACUCAAGCCCCUACAGCAAGUGUCAGAGAAGUACGCGCUGUUCAGUAUGAUGAAUGACUUCCUGACGGGCGAAUGUAUGUUAUGAAUGCACACUGCUUGCUGUGUGCAGAUAGUAUUGAGAUUACGAUUUGAAAUAUAGC